AUGGAGUCACUGGGUGCUGCAAAUACCAAGUUCUCCUUGGACCUGUUUAAGAAGAUAAGUGAGAGUAAGAAAACGGACAACAUCUUCUACUCUCCACUCAGCAUCUCCUCAGCUCUGGCCAUGGUGUACAUGGGCGCCCGGGGGAACACAGCUACACAGAUAGCUGAGGUGAUGCUUGCCUGUGCCUGUCUUCAGUCUCCCCUUCAUGAAGCUGAUGAUGACAUUCAUGCUGGAUUCAACAAACUGAUGUCUGAGCUCAACAAAGAGGGUGCCCCGUAUGCUCUGAGCCUGGCAAAUCGCCUGUAUGGGGAGCAAUCCUACGAGUUUGUGGAGAAAUACAUUCAGGACACAAAGAAGUUCUAUCAGGCAGAGCUGGAGACUGUUGACUUCAAAAAAAAAGCAGAGGAUGAAAGGGUGAAGAUUAACAGCUGGGUGGAGAAGCAGACUCAAGAGAAAAUCAAGAACUUGUUGGCAGCAGGGAUUGUUCACAAUAUGACCAGACUGGUGUUGGUGAAUGCCAUCUAUUUUAAGGGUAACUGGGACAAUAAAUUCAAAGAGGCCAACACAAAGGAAGUUCCGUUCGAAUUGAGCAAGAAUGAAAGUAAGCCAGUACAGAUGAUGCACCAGAAGGCCAAAUUUGGUUUGGGGUUCAUUCCGGAGGUCAGUUGUCAUAUUCUGGAGAUGCCUUACAUUGGUAAAGAGCUGAGCAUGCUCAUUAUUCUGCCCAGAGAGAUUGAGGAUGACUCCACAGGGCUUGAGAGGUUGGAAAGGGAGCUUACAUACGAAAAGCUCAUUCAGUGGACACAGCCUGAAAAUAUGGGUACUCCUGAGGUAAAUGUAGCUCUGCCCAAGUUCAAGAUGGAAGAGAGCUAUGACCUAGAAGAUAUUCUGGUCAGUAUGGGCAUGAAGGAUGCCUUCCUUGUGUCCAAAAGUGAUUUCUCUGGCAUGUCUCCCAGCGAUGACCUGGUGGUGUCCAAAGUGGUGCACAAGGCCUUUGUGGAGGUGAACGAGGAGGGCACAGAGGCUGCUGCUGCCACUGCUGUCAAGUCUAAGUUUCGAUGUGGCCCAAUUAGGUUCACCGCAGACCAUCCCUUCCUGUUCUUCAUCAGACACAACCCCACUCAGAGCAUCCUCUUCUAUGGCCGUUUCUGCUCCCCUUGA
Messenger RNA from Conger conger (European conger), 1161 nucleotides. RefSeq names its product leukocyte elastase inhibitor-like. Gene Ontology annotation, biological process: negative regulation of endopeptidase activity. Bases 1 to 1161 code for a protein of 386 amino acids. The transcript is spliced from 6 exons. The record is from RefSeq and is a predicted model, not a curated record. Lineage: Eukaryota; Metazoa; Chordata; Actinopteri; Anguilliformes; Congridae. Gene Ontology annotation, molecular function: serine-type endopeptidase inhibitor activity.